Paramisgurnus dabryanus is the source of this 1325-nucleotide messenger RNA. RefSeq lists its product as uncharacterized. Lineage: Eukaryota; Metazoa; Chordata; Actinopteri; Cypriniformes; Cobitidae. The record is from RefSeq and is a predicted model, not a curated record.
UCAAUACUGCUCGUUGUUCUCUUUGCUAUUUUGCUCAUAUGCCCCUCCUCUUGAUUUGGAGUAUCUGUAUGUUGUGUUUUUUAAGACGGCGAGGUGGCUCAUACUGACAGAGACAGAGCGCAAAGCUCCCGGGAGGAUUAUUCACACCAGCAGCCCUUUCGUCGCUGAGCCCCGGGGUGACUUUUCCUCCACCUGCACCCAUGACUCGCACGCUGCAUGGAGGUGGAUUGUGUUAUUUUUUAGUAUUGCUGACACUGUUGCUGUCUAAAGCCGACGGGUUGCAGUGCUACGCCUGCAACAUCGUGCAUGAGCAGAGGUACGUGGAUGUAGGCUGCUCAAGCCCUGAAGUCAUCACCUGCUCCCACUCUCACAAGGGCUUCAAGCAUCGUUUCUGCAUCAGGACAGAGAGCGUUGCAUUGGGAAUCAUGUUGACCAGUGGCUGCGCAACAUCAAGACACUGCCACACAGAGGAGCUGCCGGGGGUGAAGAUCCACUGCUGCGCCUCUGAUCUGUGCAACAGCGCCCCCAGCAGGCGAACAACAACACUACUGCCUGUUUGCUCAUUGACAUUUGUUCUAUUGCUAUUAUUCAACGGGUGAUACUAAAGAAAUACUUGUGUAUUAUACUACCUUGAACUUGGGAAGUCAUGGCAGUUACAUUCACUGACUAUUCUUAUGAGAGACAUAAUGAUAAAACAUGAAUAGAGACCAAGGAUUUUUUAUAUAUUUUUGUUUUUUUACAAAUUCAUUGUGUGGAAAUGUCGAACAAAGUAUGUGUAAUGAUAAUUUAAAAUUGAGUAGUCUUUAGCUCUACAGUAAAUUGACUGGACAAGUGGGAUCUCCUCUUAAAAUUCUCCGUAAGUCAGAAAAGGACUUUUUAUAGCUAUCAAAAGAUCACUCUUAACAUGUGAAGGGUAAUGUUGUAGAAAAACCAUUUUUGGGUCCUCAAAAAAAAAAAAACAUUCAGUUAAAGUUUUUUUUGUCUUUCUUACCCUUUAAUAAUCUUUUUGAUACAGAAAGGUUUUUCAGAUGUUAAAAGUUCUUUAUGGAACCAUUCAGCCAAAAAUAGUUCUUCUAUGGCAUCAUGAAGCACCUUAUAGGUUUUUGUCCCUCGGGGGUUUACUUUAAAUAAGAUCUUCAGGAUCACUAGAAAUAAAUGCCCAACUGAAAGACAAGACAAAACAAGUGGCAUUUGCACACAAAUUAUGCCAUAAUUAUGGAGCCAAAACAUGAAUGCAUUUCAGAGAUUGUAGUCAUCUAGUCCAGGGGUUUUCAAACUUUUUAAUGACAAGGACCUCCACAUAUGAUGAACAUUUAGUGAGGUAC